Molecule: messenger RNA, 1065 nt
Organism: Cephus cinctus (wheat stem sawfly)
Lineage: Eukaryota; Metazoa; Arthropoda; Insecta; Hymenoptera; Cephidae
Product: UDP-glucuronosyltransferase 2B14
Molecular function (GO): UDP-glycosyltransferase activity
Source: RefSeq, a predicted model, not a curated record
GCAAUAUUCAUAGUCGUUAUCACUGUUUUGCGCCUGUUAUACAUUUUAUUGAUCACCGGAUACCGAUUAUACCAAAGCCUACUGAUAAACAAGAAAAAAAAGUUACUGUAGUAUUAAGCAGUUAAAAAAAGCGUGUAGAUAAUUUAUAUUUAAAAAAUGUAACUUCCAUUUGUCACGUGGUGCUUUAUGUAGAAUAAUUAUUCAGCUCUGGACCACGAUGCUGUAGAGACGUAUCUAAUUCGAGAUCUUAUCCGAUAUGCCAUACCGAGCUGGACCAGGAUGCUGGGAUGCAGUUACCGUAUAUGUAACUUAAGAUUGAAGGGGUCAACUUAUAUGGACGAAGGGGAUGAACCGUGUAAAAAAUGUCAUUAUUAUUAAAAAGGGUUGAACGUGCUUGACUUUUGACAAUGAAUGCAAAUCUUUCGGAGGGAUGCUGUGAAUUCAUCUCUGAAUGUCCUUUCUAAUUGAGGGGUUGAUUGUUUUUCUGAACCCCCAAGGUAUUGCAUUAGUUCGUAACGAGAUGAGGGAAGAUGCAUAGUGUGGAGGGGGGGGGGAGGUUGAAAAUGGGAUGGACCAAGCUGCGGUAGCCAACGGAAUCCGCGUGAUCUCGUAAAUCUCAUAAAUCUCCCAAGCCGCGACCACGCGGACGACGCGGUGCGUCGCGACGCGGCUGAAGGGCAGCGUCGCUCUGUUACAAUUAACAUAGGAUGAUGGGUGAUAUAAAUUACAACUAUAAUGAUUUACUCGGCGCGAUAGCCCACCCCCGGGUUAUUCGGGUGCAGCCCCCUCUUUCCGGCAACUACUGAAUAAACAUGUCCGCGUUAAGCCACCGAUAUAUAUAGAUAUACAUUGCACGUGUCUACAUAGGAACUACACGGGGGUUACGCUUGUUCUAUCCGAGGGGAUGUUACGAGUCAAAGGGUGAAAUUAAAGGUUUUAACGCGAUGCAUUGAUAUAUCGGUGUAUUAUUAUAAACGGAUUAUAUACCUAUUUACUGUCCACCGUAUAUGUAGUUAAUAAUCAAAAUGAUCGCAGGGGAUGAAAAUAAAAAGUUGUUUCCUCAGA